Messenger RNA from Sphenostylis stenocarpa, 375 nucleotides. The record is from the annotation of a GenBank genome assembly. NCBI's taxonomy places the organism in Eukaryota, Viridiplantae, Streptophyta, Magnoliopsida, Fabales, Fabaceae.
AUGAAAAAUUAUUUUAAAAGCGAUGGACUUGAUCUUAGGGGUGGCCAGCAGGGGACAGUGAUGGCUACUCGUAAAGAAGAACGAAAGGCAAACAGAAAAAGGAUAUGGUUAAAAGGCAAAGACAGCUAUUCUAUGGUAAUGACCAUCCAGGGGGCUAUUCCCACCAUAAGCAAUAAUAUGGAUAAGCCAAAGCCUUGUUAUGAGAAGGGAAUGACCCUUUAUUUGUUUCAGUUCAGUGUUCCCUGCACAAGGCUCUUGUCCUCCUCCCACCAAAGCAAUCUGAGUCAGGGACAAGGAAAGAGAAGGGAAAUAGCCAAUUGUAAGGGGGCCAGUGGCAAGGAGAGACCACUGGGUUCACUCCACUUGCUGCAGUAG